UUCCUCCUCACAAUGAACGUCUGAACCUACAGUCUGUCUUCCCUCUGAUCUCUGCCCGCAGAUGAUCCCUGGGAAGUUCAGGAUCUAAUAUACUCCGAGACUCUCUUGACGAGGUCUCUCAUCUUCCUCUUUGCUUAACUUCGAGCUGGUCAUUCUAUCCAUCAUCAUCAUAUCAGUUGGAUCGACCUCGACUUCUACGUCCGCUAACCACCAUGGCGGGCAAAAUUUACCCCCCUGCCUCGUCGCGCCUCGCCGAUGUGAACGGCGGUGGCAAUGGAGGCCACGAGCCUCUCAUGUGCCUCGAGCUUCCUGACGGCUCCGUCUACCAAGGCUACAGCUUUGGCGCCCAGAAGAGCAUCGCUGGCGAACUUGUCUUUCAGACCGGCAUGGUGGGAUACCCAGAGUCGGUAACAGACCCCUCCUACCGUGGCCAGAUUUUGGUCAUUACCUUCCCCCUCGUCGGCAGCUACGGUGUUCCCUCACGCGAGACUGUGGACGAGCUUCUUGGCGACCUCCCCGCCCAUUUCGAGUCGUCUCAGAUCCAUAUUGCUGGCCUCGUUGCUGCCACCUACUCCGGCGAAGACUACUCUCACUUUCUCGCCGAGUCCUCUCUCGGCACCUGGCUCAAAGAACAGGGUGUCCCGGCUAUCUACGGUGUCGACACGCGAGCUUUGACCAAGCGUAUUCGGAUGGAGGGCAGCAUGCUCGGCCGACUGCGCCUCCAGACCAAGAAGUCGUCCUCUCUCCCCGAUGGCGAAGUAAACGGCAUCAAGCCCCACGCCGAAGUCCCAGAAUUCGAAACAGUAGAUUGGUUCGACCCGAACCAGAACAACCUCGUAGCAGAGGUAUCCAUCAAGUCUCCCAAGCUCUAUAAGCCUCCGCCGAGCGUUGCCCUAAAGAAGCACCCUUCCGGCCGGACGAUUCGGGUCCUCUGUGUGGACGUCGGCAUGAAGUACAAUCAGCUGAGGUGCUUCCUGAAGCGCGGCGUUGAAGUUCUCGUAUGCCCGUGGGAUCAUGACAUGGUGAAUGCUGCCGGUGAAGAUUAUGAUGGCCUCUUUGUGUCCAACGGCCCCGGCGAUCCGGCCGUGUUGGACGUCACCGUCAAGAAUAUCACUGCUCUCCUGGAGAAGUCGAAUACUCCCAUCUUCGGCAUCUGCUUGGGUCACCAACUUGUGGCUCGCGCCUCCGGGGCCCGGACUAAGAAGAUGAAGUUCGGCAAUCGCGGCGCUAACAUCCCUUGCACAAGCAUGGUCUCUGGAAAGUGUCAUAUCACCUCUCAGAACCAUGGCUUCGCCGUGGACGCCGACACUCUUCAGGAAGGUUGGCAGGAGCUGUUCGUCAACGCCAACGAUGGCAGCAACGAGGGCAUCAUGCACAAGUCGAAGCCUUUCUUCAGCGUCCAGUUCCAUCCCGAGAGCGCACCGGGCCCGCGUGACACCGAGUACCUCUUUGACGUCUUCAUCCAAGCCAUGUCCGACUGUGCUUCGGACCCCCAGGCUCUCAACCGCCCCGUCAGCUUCCCCGGUGGCACCGUCGAGGAGAACAAUCGGCUCCACCCCCGUGUCUCUGUCCGAAAGGUCCUUGUCCUGGGAAGUGGUGGCCUCAGCAUUGGCCAAGCUGGAGAAUUCGAUUACUCCGGCAGUCAGGCCAUUAAGGCCCUCAAGGAAGAAGGCAUCUACACCGUCUUGAUCAAUCCCAACAUUGCCACCAUUCAGACCUCCAAGGGUCUCGCCGACAAGGUCUAUUUCCUUCCCGUCAAUGCGGACUUCGUGCGCAAGGUGAUCCUGUACGAAAGGCCAGAUGCCAUCUACGUCACCUUCGGCGGACAGACUGCCCUGCAAGUCGGCAUCCAGCUGAAGGAUGAGUUCGAGGAGCUCGGCGUCAAGGUCCUCGGUACUCCUAUUCAGACCAUCAUCACCACCGAGGACCGCGAGCUCUUCGCUCGGAGUAUGGACUCCAUUGGAGAGAAGUGUGCCAAGUCGGCGUCCGCGAGUACUGUGGAGGAAGCCAUGUCCGUUGUCAAGGACAUCGGCUUCCCCGUCAUUGUCCGAGCCGCGUAUGCCCUCGGUGGCCUCGGUAGUGGAUUUGCGAACAAUGAGGCUGAGCUUCUCGAUCUUUGCAACAAGGCCUUCGCAGCGAGCCCUCAGGUCCUGGUUGAGCGGAGUAUGAAGGGCUGGAAGGAAAUCGAAUACGAAGUUGUUCGGGAUGCCCAAGACAACUGCAUCACGGUCUGUAACAUGGAGAACUUUGAUCCGUUGGGCAUCCAUACCGGCGACUCCAUUGUCGUCGCGCCUUCGCAGACCCUGUCAGAUGAGGACUACAACAUGCUUCGAACCACCGCCGUCAAUGUCAUUCGUCACCUGGGCGUCGUGGGCGAGUGCAACAUUCAAUACGCACUGAACCCCUUCUCCAGGGAGUACUGCAUCAUUGAAGUGAACGCGAGAUUGUCGCGAUCAUCAGCCCUUGCCUCGAAAGCAACCGGAUAUCCGCUCGCCUUUAUUGCUGCUAAGCUGGGUCUGGGUAUUCCUCUCAAGGACAUCGCCAACAGCGUCACCAAGGUCACUUGCGCCUGCUUCGAGCCCUCCCUGGACUACGUGGUCGUCAAGAUGCCCCGUUGGGAUCUGAAGAAGUUCACCCGUGUCUCCACCCAGCUGGGCUCCUCUAUGAAGAGUGUGGGCGAGGUGAUGAGCAUUGGUAGGACUUUCGAGGAGGCCAUUCAGAAGGCUAUUCGCUCCAUCGAUUUCCACAACCUCGGCUUUGGUAAGACCAAGGCACUCAUGUCGAUCGACGACGAGCUGCAGACCCCAUCCGACCAGAGACUGUUCGCCAUCGCCAACGCCAUGCACUCCGGAUACACCGUGGAUAAGAUCUGGGAACUCACCAAGAUUGACAAAUGGUUCCUCAACAAGCUGAUGGGCCUUACCAACUUCGCCAAGGAGAUGGUCAACUACAAUACCGAUCAAAUCGCCCAACGUCCAGGUCUUCUCCUCCAGGCAAAGAGGCUCGGCUACUCGGACAAGCAGCUCGCGGAUUUCUGGAGCACGAACGAGAUGGGUAUCCGUAAGAUGAGGGAAGAGACUGGAAUCAUGCCAUUCGUGAAGCAGAUCGACACGGUUGCCGCCGAGUUCCCCGCGGUUACCAACUACCUUUACCUGACUUACAACGCCUCGGAGAGCGACAUCACCUUUGACGACCAUGGCGUUAUGGUUCUGGGCUCCGGAGUGUACCGCAUUGGUUCCUCUGUUGAAUUCGACUGGUGCUCUGUUCGCGCCAUCCGCACACUUCGACAAACGGGCCACAAGACGAUCAUGGUCAACUAUAACCCUGAGACGGUGAGCACGGACUACGAUGAGGCGGACAGACUCUACUUCGAGAACAUUAGCCUCGAGACCGUGUGCGAUAUUUACGCGCUGGAAGGCGCCAGCGGCGUUCUGGGUGCCAUGGGUGGUCAGACCCCUAACAACAUUGCCCUGCCUCUGUUCCGUUCUGGGAUCAAGGUCCUCGGUACAUCGCCCGAGAUGAUCGAUACUGCGGAAAAUCGGUACAAGUUCUCGCGUAUGUUGGACACAAUCGGGGUCGACCAGCCGGCAUGGAAAGAGAAUAGCAGUCUCGAGGAUGCGAAGAAGUUCUGCAAUGACAUCACCUACCCCGUUCUUGUCCGGCCGUCUUACGUCCUCUCUGGUGCGGCCAUGAACACUGUCUAUUCGGAGCGUGAUCUUGAGAACUACCUCCAGCAGGCGGUAGCCGUGUCACGAGAGUACCCCGUCGUUAUCACCAAGUACAUCGAAAACGCGAAGGAAAUCGAAAUGGACGCCGUUGCCAAGGACGGCGUGGUCGUGGGACACUUCAUUUCGGAACACGUGGAGAACGCCGGUGUCCACUCGGGUGAUGCGACUCUCAUUGUGCCGCCGCAAGAUCUGGAGAGGCAGACGAUCGAGAGGAUCGAAGAGGCCACUCGCAAGAUUGCCGCCGCUCUCAACGUGACCGGUCCUUUCAACAUUCAGUUCAUCGCCAAGGAUAACGACAUCAAGGUCAUCGAAUGCAACGUCCGGGCGUCCCGAUCUACCCCAUUUGUCUCCAAGGUCAUGGGCGUAGACCUCAUCGAGAUGGCGACCAAGGCGAUCAUGGGGUGUCCUUUUGUCGAGUACCCCCCCACCACUAUUCCUCCCGACUGUGUUGGCGUGAAGGUGCCUCAGUUCAGUUUCUCCCGACUCUCGGGCGCCGACCCUGUCCUCGGCGUCGAAAUGGCGUCCACGGGAGAGGUCGCGUGCUUUGGUGUCGACAAGUAUGAAGCGUAUCUCAAGGCAUUGCUGUCGACCGGCUUCAAGAUUCCCAAGGCCAACAUCCUUCUCUCCAUCGGCUCAUAUAAGGACAAGAAGGAGAUUCUGCCUUCGGUAGAGAAACUUCAGAAGAUGGGCUACAAGUUGUUUGCGACGGCCGGCACCGCCGACUUCCUGCAGGAACAUAACAUCCCGGUCCAGUAUCUGGAGGUCCUCCAAACCGAGCAAGGAGAUCAGCGGUCCGAGUUCUCGCUCACCCAGCAUCUGGCCAAGAACACCAUCGAUCUUUACAUCAAUCUGCCGUCCAACAACAAGUACCGGCGUCCGGCUAACUACAUGAGCAAGGGAUACCAGACCAGACGUAUGGCGGUCGACUACCAGAUCCCGCUGGUAACCAAUGUCAAGAACGCCAAGAUCCUGGUCGAAGCUCUCGCUCGCCACUUUGAACUCGAGGUGGGAAGCCGGGACUUCCAGACCAGCCAUCGCACAGUCUGCCUGCCAGGGUUGAUCAACGUCGCAGCAUUCGUUCCCGGCAUCGCAUCGGCCGGCACCCACGACUUGCAGACGGUGACCAAGGCCUCGCUGCUGGCCGGCUUCACCAUGGUCCGCGUCAUGCCUGUCGGCGUCAAUGGCUCGGUGACGGAUGCGCUUACUCUGAAAGUGGCCCAGCAAAACGCCAAGCGCGGUGGCUAUUGCGACUACAACUUCUCGGUUUCGGCGACUUCGGACAACGCAGAUCAGAUCAGCCAAGUGGUGGGCGAGGUUGGGUCUCUCUUCAUUCCGUUCAACCACCUCUCCGGCAACAUCAACAAGGUCGCUGCCGUGACAGCACAUUUCGAGAGCUGGCCGGUACAUAAGCCCAUCGUCACGGACGCCAAACUCACCGAUCUGGCGUCUCUCUUGCUUCUCGCUAGCCUCCACAACCGCCGCAUCCACGUCACGUCUGUUUCCACCAAGGACGACAUCAAGUUGAUUGCACUCAGCAAGGCGAAAGGCUUGAAGGUGACAUGCGACGUGUCCGUCUUCUCGUUGUACCUCUCCCAGAAGGACUACCCUGACUGUUCCUUGCUCCCUACGGCCGAGGACCAGGCGGCUCUCUGGGACAACCUCGCGAACAUCGACGUGUUCUCCAUCGGCAGUCUGCCAUACCAACUGGCCAGCUCUCUGGGCCAGGCGGCGGAGGACGCGGCUGUUGGCAUCGCCGAUGUGCUGCCGCUGCUCCUGACUUCAGUUACGGAGGGCCGCCUUGGCGUUGACGACAUCAAAGCUCGGCUGUAUGACAAUCCCAAGGAGAUCUUCGAAUUGCACGAGCAGGUCGGCUCUGCGGUUCAGGUCGAGAUCGAUCGAGCGUACAAGGUAUCCGGGGCGGCUGGCUGGACACCUUUCGCCGGCAAGAUGAUGCGCGGCUCCGUGCAGAGAGUCAUGAUCCAAGGCAAGACGGUCUGCCUCGACGGGGAAUUGUUGCCUGAGCCGCCGAUGGGCGUCGACAUGUCCAGCCACCGGGCGGCACCGAUGUCCCCGCCGAUGAAGGCCACUGGCGCCUCCAUUUCUCAGCAGCUGGAGGCAUCCUCCCCUCGGGACCGGCGACUGUCGAUGUUGGGAGGAUCGCGACCCGCGAAGCUGCGCGAGUUGGCAGCUGUUCAAAGCAGCAGGGGACUUCUGGGAUUGGAAGAGCUCGGAUCGCCAAUUCCCUUGCAGCCAGCACUCGGAUCGCAGCUGCACGAUCUGCUCGCACAGCCUUCUUCGUGGAGGCAUCAAAGCGUGCUUUCGGUGACGCAGUACACGCGUGCCGACCUGCAUCAUCUCUUCACGGUGGCCCAAGAAAUGCGGCGCGGUGUCCAGCGUGAGGGCGUGCUGUCUGUGCUUCGUGGACGUGUUCUCUGCACGCUGUUUUACGAACCGUCGACGAGGACCUCUGCGUCUUUCGACGCUGCGAUGCAGAGACUCGGGGGCAGGACGGUGGUCAUUACGACGUCGCACUCAUCUGUUCAAAAGGGCGAGACGCUCCAAGACACACUGCGUACAUUGGGCUGCUACGGCGAUGCGGUCGUCCUCCGUCAUCCCGACGAGACCAGCGUCGACGUGGCGAGGCGACACUCUCCGGUUCCGGUCAUCAACGGGGGCAACGGCAGCAAGGAACACCCGACGCAAGCGUUCCUUGAUCUCUUCACCAUCCGGGAAGAGCUCGGCACGGUCCAGAACCUGACGAUCACCUUCCUGGGCGACCUGUUGUACGGCAGGCCGGUCCACUCGCUGGUGUACCUUCUUCGCGACUACGGGGUACGGGUACAGCUCGUGUCGCCCAAGGCGCUGGCGUUGCCGGAGGACGUACGGCGGUUCCUGCGGGAGUCGGGUCAGUUGGCGUGCGAAUCCGAGACGCUGACGGACGAGAUCCUGGCGCAGAGUGACGUGCUCUACUGCACUCGUGUGCAGAAGGAGAGGUUCCCUUCGUUGGAGGAGUACGAGAGGGUGAAGGAUUCGUACCGCGUGGACAACAAGACGCUCAGGGCGGCGAAGAAGGACAUGUGCAUCCUGCACCCGUUGCCCAGGAACGAGGAGAUUGCGCAAGAGGUGGACACGGACCCACGGGCGGCGUACUUCCGACAGAUGAGAUACGGUCUAUAUUGCCGCAUGGCACUACUGGCACUUGUCAUGGCACCUUGAGGCAGAAGGAGUGGUUGCCGAGUCAUUCUGGGAAUCGGAUCGGCGAUUUGAGGUGGCAUAUUGGAUUUAAGAAGAAGAAAAAAUCAGAAAAGCUGUAGAUGGUUGAUUUUUUUUUUUCGUUUGGUUGUUUUUCUUUGCUGUCUGAACUCGCAUGCGAAUUACCAAGUAGCAUAGCGCAACAUAUAAACACCCCACAAGCCAAACGCAUACGAAGUAUAUGCAUAUUUUAUACUUGGGAUUUGGGGCGUCUAUAUUCAUCAUAGAGAGAGAUGAGCUCAGGCUGAGGCAGUCUUCUUGUUUCGAGACUCUACUAAGGGGUCUUGUUUCAUGUCAGUCAAGAUGUGUGUAUGAUUUAUGUUGGCGGGUUGUGUAUUGGAUCGUCUGGUUGUUGUUGUUAUUAGAUACCCCUUGUUACGAGCGUUG
Messenger RNA from Sodiomyces alkalinus F11, 7367 nucleotides. RefSeq names its product carbamoyl-phosphate synthase. Bases 213 to 6944 code for a protein of 2243 amino acids. Gene Ontology annotation, cellular component: cytoplasm; cytosol. The record is from RefSeq and is a predicted model, not a curated record. Gene Ontology annotation, biological process: 'de novo' pyrimidine nucleobase biosynthetic process; UTP biosynthetic process; L-glutamine metabolic process. The transcript has 3 exons. Gene Ontology annotation, molecular function: amino acid binding; ATP binding; carbamoyl-phosphate synthase (glutamine-hydrolyzing) activity. Lineage: Eukaryota; Fungi; Ascomycota; Sordariomycetes; Glomerellales; Plectosphaerellaceae.